UUCAAUUCUCCAUCCAACCAUUUACAUUCAUUCCUGCAUCAUCUCUCUCUCUCUCUCUCUCUCUCUCUCCCCGAUUGGGAUCAGUCAUCCGGAUAUCUAUCUUUAAUUCGUAGUUUCGACCUCUAGUCAGUCAGUCAGUCUGUCUGUGUGUGUGUGUCCCGUCCCAACUGCAAGAUCGAGAAAUGGCUCGUGCUGCGAAUGUCCCGAAAUUUGGGAAUUGGGAAAACGAGGCGAACGUGCCCUACACAGUUUACUUCGACAAGGCAAGGAAAAAUCGAGGAGGUGGAAAAAUGAUGAACCCCAAUGACCCACAACCACAAGAGAACCCCCCCGAGUGGUUUGCUGCCUCUGCUCACCGCCCCUCAACGCCAACGCCAAGACCCAGAUCAGGGGAGCUGAUCAAGAAGAAGAUUGUUGGGAAUAUUAACGCUGCUGGGAGAAGAGGAGCAAUUAGGCCAGCUACAACAACACCACCACCACCAGAGGAGAAGGAAGAAGAAGAUGAAGAUGACUCGAAACGAUACUUGUUUGAUAAUAACAACAAUAACAAUGACAAGUCGGCACAGAGGCAGCCUCAGCGUGCAGCAGGUCGAUCCGAGCAAUUAAGCUUUGCUGCUAAUGUCAGAGUGAUGGGGAUGGGGAGAAGCACCAAUACCAAUACCAAUAAGCUGGGAUCAUCAUCGCCCAUUUGGGAAGGAAAGAGCCAUCAUGAUGGUGGUGGUGGUGAUAAUGAUGAUGAUCGUCGACGUCGUCACAACCCCAACACCAAUAUUAUUAAUCAUCAGCGCAAUUGGGACGGGAGAUCCCGCCUGAACCCACCCGCUCAACAAACCUUGGACAGAGGCAAAGAAUUAGGCAAAGGCAAAGGCGGCGCUGUUGCUGUUGUUCCCCCCUUCGGUGGAUGGAACGAGCAGUCGGCUGAAAACUUCAAUUUCACGCACGUAUUCAACAAGGUGCGGGAGGAGAGGGAGAGGGUUAUGGUUAUAGAUACCGCACCCGCCACCCCAACCCAUUCCUCAUCUCAUUAUAAUGCCGUCACGCCCCCACGCUCACGCCUGCCUAUUAAAUCUUACUAUAAGAAAGGUUGUUUCCGUUGGUGGUAAAUCAAGGAAAUUAAGGACGACUUGUUUGGUUGCAGCAUCUUAUUAAUUAGCUCAUAUAUCUGUCAUUUGCAUGCGAGUGUUUUUGUGGACUUUAUUUACUUUCUACAUUUUUUGUUUAUUUAAUUACUAGUCGCAUUUAUGUUAUUUUUGUUGUAAUAUUAUUAUUGGAUAGCUAAUAAAUAUAUUAAUUUUCUCUACCGUUACCUACUAUGUCACCAUACGUGUAUGUUGUUCAAAUAUGUAAUGA
Molecule: messenger RNA, 1350 nt
Organism: Andrographis paniculata
Lineage: Eukaryota; Viridiplantae; Streptophyta; Magnoliopsida; Lamiales; Acanthaceae
Product: RPM1-interacting protein 4-like
Exons: 4
Coding region: 183-1103 (306 amino acids)
Source: RefSeq, a predicted model, not a curated record